Molecule: messenger RNA, 945 nt
Organism: Alternaria rosae
Lineage: Eukaryota; Fungi; Ascomycota; Dothideomycetes; Pleosporales; Pleosporaceae
Exons: 2
Coding region: 94-654 (186 amino acids)
Source: RefSeq, a predicted model, not a curated record
UGGUCGUACCGCGGACAGCUACGCGAACUUAUCAGAAGCUUCCCAUUGCCCAACUCGGCUGUACCACAUCAACGCAUUGUACACAAACGUAGUAUGAGUGAGCCAUUGCUUGGGGCGUAUCAGACCUCCCACAGAGACCAUGGACUGAUCGCGGAACGAGUGGAAGGAAGACGUUCAGCAUCCAGCGCGCAUAUCACGCAAACAUCAUCAGCAAAUGGACGCGCCGUGGAAACUUCGCCAGCUCCUUUCUCGCCUGACACAAACAAUGAUGCUACGCGGCCUUCGCAUCAAUCUGAACGUAGGCACAGUACUACUUCUUCACCAAACAUGCCUUUCAGCAUAUCUGUGGGUCCGCCACGCAAAUCAGCUCUCACAACCCCGUUCGCCGCCACAAUGCCAAUGAGCUGUUCGAUUACCCGCAAUGCGCCGUUCAGCACGGCAUGGCCAAUAUCUCGAACAGGUAUCGGCGGGACUAUGGCAUCGACACCCAUGACCUCACCAGUUCUAGACAUCGCUUCAACGUGCUUGACCCCAGCUCGCACGUAUAGCCUCGCAGCUACGAGGCAGCAAGACCAGGCCACAAGUUCGCCCAGAACGCCCUCACACUCGCGCAACGUGAGCGGAAGUAGUGUCCGUACCGUGAUCCGUACCUAAAAAUCUAGCGAUGAGUAAGAGUAGAGAGCUAGGUAUGCGCAACGUCCGGAGGGUGGAAGGCAUUAGUAUAUCCAGAGCUAGUACAUGGAUAUUUGGUACGGGUGGUUAAGUAUGGUCUUGUUGUUGCCCCUCAGUCUAGAGUUCAUGGAGUCAUCAGCUUCAAACUAGGUACUGCUGAACAAUCAUGAUAAUUACGUUAAGAACGUGCAUCUUGUUGCCCGUCACGUAUUGUAUCGUGUAUUUCUUAUUUUCGGCGUGAUGGCUGCUUUACUCAUCGCGCUGAGUAGGGCC